AAAAAAGAGCAGCUAUGUUCGCGGGAGUAUAAAGGCGUGCGCACGCGCGAUGGGAGGAGCGUGAGAAGAGCGGUUGUCAUGGCUGGUGGGAGAAAAGCAGCGGACACCACUUGAUGGAAGUGUGAAGAGCGAGUGAAGCGAGAAGAAGAACUAAUUUAAUAAAAUAAUAAUAAUAAAAAUUAAACAGUCAAUCCAAGCCUGCUUCAGAGUUUCCACAGAAGGGAAGAAAGUAGAAGAUAACGACACGGAUUGGAGUUCCAAUUGCAGAGUGGAGUGUGCAGAUCUCGUCUCCAUAUGGUUUCGAUCCAAUCCUUGUUAUGAUCAUCCAUCGCCGGUGCCGCCACCACAACCGCAACCGCAGCCGCCAGCACCGACGACAUUAGCCCUGUCCGCCGCCGCACAUGGGCGAGCAAACGCAAACUCAAACUCAAACUCAAACUCAAACGCAGGCUCAGCUCCACCAUGACGCCACCGCCACUGCCACGGCCUCCGCCGCAGUAGCCUCGCAGCCCCUUACGACAGCCGCUGGAUUAGGCAAUGCUCCUCCUCAAAACCCCUCUCCCUCCGCCAAACUCCCCUUCCGUCCGCGGAAGAUUCGGAAGGUCUCUCCCGACGCCUCCGACGGCAAAUCCACGCAGAACGGCGCCGCUGGAAGCCAUAGAACCGCCACCAAAAACAAAAUCGUUCCGCAUCGAGCUCCCCCGCCGACGAGAAUCGUGGCGAGAUCGUUGUCUUGCGAAGGCGAAAUCGACAUCGCCCUCCGCCAUCUCCGGAACUCCGAUCCACAACUUGCUCGCCUGAUCAGCCUCCACCAGCCUCCUUCUUUCGACGCUUUCCACACCCCGUUCCUUGCCCUAACCAAAAGCAUUCUCUACCAACAGCUUGCGUACAAGGCUGGCACGUCUAUCUACACGCGCUUUGUCGCGCUCUGCGGCGGUGAGGCCGGUGUUCUUCCGGAGACAGUUCUUGCCCUAACUCCUCACCAGCUCCGUCAAAUUGGCGUUUCCGGCCGUAAGGCCAGUUACCUCCACGACCUCGCAAGAAAGUACCAAAGUGGGAUCCUAUCAGAUUCUUCGAUUGUAGAAAUGGAUGAUAAAUCGCUUUUCACAAUGCUCACAAUGGUUAAUGGCAUUGGUUCUUGGUCUGUUCAUAUGUUCAUGAUUUUCUCAUUGCACAGACCGGAUGUCCUUCCUGUUGGCGAUCUUGGCGUCCGCAAGGGUGUGCAGUUCCUUAAUGGUCUGGAGGAGUUGCCUCGGCCUUCACAGAUGGAGCAAUUGUGUGAGAAAUGGAGACCAUACCGGUCUGUUGCGUCGUGGUACUUGUGGAGGUUUGUUGAAGCAAAGGGUGCGCCUUCAAGUGCCACAGCAGUAGCAGCUGUUGCAAGUUUGCAGCAGCAACACCAGGAGGAGCAGCAUCAGCAACAGCAGCAGCAGCAGCCACAGCUUAUUGAUCCAAUCAAUAGUAUUCUUAACCUUGGGGCCUGUGCUUGGGGACAGUGAGUGUGUCAUACUGAGAAGUGUGGUGUUUCAUUCAUUCAUGUGUAUCUGACAUCAUCCAGCAUGAGUGGCAUGAUUCAAAGGAGUGCAGGACAGUAAUUCAUGUAGAUGUGGAAUCGACGGAUGAGGCCUCUACCGAUGAGCAUUGGUCUGGUCAAUCUGUUUUUUGGUUUGAAUAAAGUAUAUUCCUUCCUUUUAAGGUCUAGUGUUGCCAGUUUUAAAUUAUUGCCCCUCUCUUCUAGGGCCAUCCAAAACUGCACCGUUUCAUUGUCUUGUCAAUCCAAUGCAGUAUGUAUGGUUUGUCUAAA
Molecule: messenger RNA, 1804 nt
Organism: Malania oleifera
Lineage: Eukaryota; Viridiplantae; Streptophyta; Magnoliopsida; Santalales; Ximeniaceae
Product: DNA-3-methyladenine glycosylase 1-like
Exons: 2
Coding region: 402-1499 (365 amino acids)
Biological process (GO): base-excision repair, AP site formation; DNA alkylation repair; base-excision repair
Cellular component (GO): protein-DNA complex; nucleus
Molecular function (GO): DNA-3-methyladenine glycosylase activity; DNA-7-methylguanine glycosylase activity; alkylated DNA binding
Source: RefSeq, a predicted model, not a curated record